Molecule: messenger RNA, 177 nt
Organism: Miscanthus lutarioriparius
Lineage: Eukaryota; Viridiplantae; Streptophyta; Magnoliopsida; Poales; Poaceae
Source: the annotation of a GenBank genome assembly
AUGCCGUACUUCGCGCUCACAUCGAAGCUCCACGCGCCCCGGUGCCCCCAGCGGAAGAAGCUCGCGGCAGGCAAGCUCGUGGUGCUCUUCGCUCUACCACCUCCCAACCCCAACCUGCUCAUCGAGGUGGUUAUCGAGUUUCUCAAUGCGCCUGACAUGGUGGCCGUCUCCCACUAG